UUCUGCAGAUGAGUAGAGAACCCGAAUUUAAAAACAAAAAAUAUACUAUAAAAAUAAUUAUAUAUUUUUGGCUGGCUUCCAUUUCCAUAGAUAAACAAUCUGUGGCAUCUAAAGAACACGUCUUUAAAUCUCUAUAACCUCCAAAACCUCGCUGUCUUAUAUUUCGACAUAAACCCACAAAUCUAGAACACUAAACAGGUCAGUCUUUCAAUUGUUUCGAAUCUAAAUUUAAUAGCAGAUGGAGAUUGAUAGAGCAAUCAGAGAAAGUGAUGACAAAAGGCUGAAAACCAAGUACAAUAACGCCAUCUAUGUGAUUCAAAGAGCUCUUGCUCUCUACUCGGUUGAAGAGGUUGCCUUCAGCUUCAAUGGAGGCAAGGAUUCAAUAGUUUUGCUACAUUUGCUGAGGGCGGGGUACUUUUUGCAUAAAGGGGGACAGAACUGUUCCAAUGGGGGUCUGACUAGUUUUCCUAUUAGAACAAUUUAUUUUGAAAGUUCUUCUGCAUUCCCUGAGAUCAAUACAUUUACCUAUGAUACUGCCUCAAGCUAUGAUCUGCAACUGGAUAUCCUUCGAUCAGAUUUCAAAUCUGGAUUGGAAAAUCUACUGAAAGCCAAUCCCGUCCGAGCUAUUUUUCUUGGUGUUCGAAUUGGCGACCCUACUGCAGUAGGCCAAGAACAGUUCUCUCCUAGCUCACCUGGGUGGCCACCUUUCAUGAGAGUCAAUCCUAUCUUAGAUUGGUCCUACAGAGAUGUCUGGGCCUUUAUUUUGACUUGCAAAGUCCAGUACUGCAGCCUUUAUGAUCAAGGCUAUACUUCAAUAGGGAGCAUCCAUGACACAGUUCCAAACACGUUGUUAUCUAUCAGCGACUCUAGUUGUAAAGAAAAAUUUAAACCUGCAUAUUUGCUUGUUGAUGGAAGAUUGGAAAGAGCUGGACGAGUGAAAAAGCUGUCUCCCUCCACCACCAGACAUCUUCCUGGUGUUAAUGAUAGUCCUGAGAAUGUGGUUUCGCAUAGAAACAGCACUCCAGUCGCUUCAGUCAUUGCUGUGGGUGAUGAGAUUCUGUUCGGCACAGUUGAGGAUCAAUUGAGACCUUCGUUAUGUAGAAAGCUCCAUUCCGUUGGUUGGUUGGCAUCACAAGCUGCUGUUGUACGGAAUGACGUGGAUUCUGUGGCUGCCGAGGUUGAGCAGCGAAAAUCUACCAAUGAUAUGGUAUUUAUAUAUGGAGGAGUAGGUCCAUUGCAUUCUGAUGUUGCCUUAGCAGGUGUUGCAAAGGCUUUUGGUGUUCGACUGGCUCCUGAUGAAGAGUUUGAAGAAUAUCUUAGGCAUCUUAUUGGUGAUCAUUGCACUGGCGAUCGAAAUGAGAUGGCUUUGCUCCCUGAAGGUAUCACUGAAUUAUUGCAUCACGACAAGCUUCCCGUCCCUAUGAUCAAGUGCCGGAAUAUAAUCAUUCUUGCUGCAUCAAACAUUUCUGAGCUGGACAGAGAAUGGGAGUGUUUGACAGAGUUAACAAGUUCAUAUGGCCUGCUAGCUAUGAUGGAACCAUUUCUAACAAAACAUUUGACAACAAAUGUUUCAGAUGUAGAAAUUGCUCAACCUUUAUCAAAACUGUGCCUUGAAUUUCCGGAUAUUAACAUCGGGGUCUAUCGCAAAUCAAGAAAUGGGACUCUCGUAGUUACUUUUGAGGGAAAGAAGCAAGCACGGAUCGACUCAGCUGUGGAAGCAUUGCGCAAGAAGUUCCAUCCCGGGGUAUUCUCUGAAAUCAACUAAGCUUUUGGUUCUGCUGAUGUUUGAACUUUCGCCUUUGAGAAGUCCAGAAUGUGAUAGCUUAUCCAAUAGCUAUUCCACAUGUGCAAUAGGAAAACGCUUACAAUUGAUCCCGAAGAUGGUGAAGAAGGUAGAGAAAUAUGAUCAUUGAAUACUGCAAAAAUCAUAUAUGCAUUCAUAGUGCUUAUAUGUAAUCCUUAACUUUCAUAUGCUCCAGUAUAAUGGUAGAUGAUCUCCAUUUCAUGGGUAGAUACUACAAGACACUGAAAAGAAAAAUAACAGAAACAAGUGGGAGUGUACAUUUGGUUCAAAUAGAAUUGAAUCAAUUUUAUAAGAAAUUUUAAUGUUUCAAACUAAAUUAAAUUUUGCUGUAA
This is a messenger RNA of Mercurialis annua (annual mercury), 2136 nucleotides long. RefSeq lists its product as uncharacterized. Gene Ontology annotation, biological process: FAD biosynthetic process. Bases 239 to 1765 code for a protein of 508 amino acids. The transcript is spliced from 17 exons. NCBI's taxonomy places the organism in Eukaryota, Viridiplantae, Streptophyta, Magnoliopsida, Malpighiales, Euphorbiaceae. The record is from RefSeq and is a predicted model, not a curated record. Gene Ontology annotation, molecular function: FMN adenylyltransferase activity.